Molecule: messenger RNA, 8146 nt
Organism: Dinoponera quadriceps
Lineage: Eukaryota; Metazoa; Arthropoda; Insecta; Hymenoptera; Formicidae
Gene: ca
Exons: 20
Coding region: 417-6095 (1892 amino acids)
Molecular function (GO): protein binding
Source: RefSeq, a predicted model, not a curated record
AUUUACAAGGCGGGAGUUCGGACCCCCUGCUCGUCCCAUCACUCAGUCGAGUCUCGCGAGAACAGUCGAGCGGUCCUUACGUGUUUUAUGCGCGUGCUCGCGGGGCCUUUGUUCAUUGCUAAACCGUAUAUUUUUUUGUUAAGUCGUUCCGCCUCGGUAGAGCGUGUAUAAACUUGAUUUAUUGUCAUAACUAAUCUCGAUACUGGCGAUGGAAACGAGCCGUUGAGCUGUCCGCAACCAUAAUUGAGAACAAGAACAACCUUCCAAGUCUGACGUUUAGGAAAAUAUAAUAGCAGUAGCAAUAUUAAAAUAUAUUGCGCAUAAUAUGUGUACCGCCUAUGACUUAUCUUAGCUCCUGACACUUACAAUAACGAUAAUUAAUAACGUUACUCAAAUUUGGAAACGACAGGUCGAACAUGAUGGAUCCUAGCACAUUAAUGACAAAUGAGAAUUUAUUUAAAUUGCAAUGUUUAAUUAAAACCACUGAGAUAGAGCAUAGUGUGCAAUGCAAACUCGGAAGGAAAUUGUUUUUAGCUCUGGCAACUAACAAUUCUGACAUUAUUCUCUAUUUGAAAAGAGAACCUUCUUGUUUACCUGUGAUUAAAAGGAUACCUUGGUUUCAAGCACCGCAUAAACAAAUUGCUGCUUUUUGUUUUGAUCCAUGCGGUGCUUGGUUAUUGUGUGUAACAUUAGAUGGUUCCUUGUAUAUAAUUCCUGCCUUAGCUCUAGUUGGAGAGAGUCAAGCUAUCGACAAGAAAUGGAAAACCGACGAUGUGACUUAUAUCCCUUUUAUAAAUUCUCAACUUUCUCAUCUCAGACCAACCACUAUUAUAUGGUGGAAGGAUUCAAAAAUGUCUGUCGACAUAGGUAUCAUAGGAACCGAGUGUGGAGCAAUUAUACUUAUAAAUCUCUCCAAUGGUCAACAAGCAGGUAUAACGUACAUCAGUGGAAGUAUUAACAGUUUACAAGUCUGCCAAAGUGAAAGCAAUGAGGGCACGUCUCUCUUGAUAACUAAUAAACUUCAGCAACAGUGGCGUUUGAUUUUGGAACAAUACACGUAUAAUUUUUUACGCAAUACUGAAAACAAGGAGUCUCAUAGUGAUGUGAAUUUAAAUGGCACUAUUUAUGAUAACGUAGAAGUCUCUAUUCCUAAUAAGUCUAAGUUACAAGAACUCAAGCAGCUUUCUGUCGAAAAGUUGGCGAUUCUCAAGCAGAAGUUGAUUGAAACUAAAAAUCAAACGUUGAAAGAGAAUAGUUUACAAUCUCAUGAUAGUACGAAUAAAUUAAAUGGUAGUGGAAUUUCCGCUAAUGCAGAAACAUCGUCAGAAUCUAAGUUAGGUCUUAUUGGUCCAGAACCGAUACUGAAAGAUACUUUUCUCUCUUUGCAAUAUGACAGAGAAGGUCGGCAAUUGUAUACAUGUUACCAUCCUAUUACCAGUCAUAUCACAGUACAUGGUCCAGAUUUAGCAGUGGUACCUUUAUCGAUACACAAAGUAUUCGAUUGCGAAACCGUUCUACUAGCGCACAAAUUCUUUUUUGUUACUGAUAUUAGUCAACAUGUGAUAUACAUAAUAUCCGACCAAUUGUCUGAGAUUCAUAUAAAUGGAGACAGCGAAUUUAAUUCCGAGUCUGUAAUCGGAGUUUUUUCAUUUAAGAGCAGCAAAGAAGUAAUACGCGCGGUAUAUAAAGUAACAAAGUUUAACAAUGUGAUAUCGAAAAAAGUCUUUCAAGAAAUUGAGAGUAAAUGUACUUUAACGAAGAAUGUAAAGGACGCCAAUGUAGAAAUACCCACUCUGGAUGCCUGCAUAAUUGUUACGAAUCGUUGCGUAUACGAAGUUAUUUUAAGGAAAUCGUUCCUGUCGGUUUUCAUGGAGCUGGUAUUGAAGAAAAAUGAACUGGAGAAAGCAGGAAAAUUAGCAACAAUUUUUGGACUAAACGGACAACACUUUUUGGAGUAUGCCGGCGAUAUGUUUCUGUCGAAUAAAGAAUUCUCACGUGCAGUAGCCUCUUACAAAAUUUCCAAGUGUAAAUUAUUGAAGAGUGUAUUAAAGUUCGCGUCAGUUGGUCAUACCUCAGAACUAUUGAGUUGCCUUACUCACUGCUUAUUAACACCAGCCAUUAUCGAGAUGCAUAUCGCCACAAGGAUACAUCUGUCCAAUUUAUGUGUGCUCGCCUUUAUCGAAAUGACUCUAAGGGUUUGGUCCGAGCAAUCUAAAGCAAUUUAUAAAGAGUUUUUAUACUUUUUAUCUACGAAUACGUUUUAUGACGAAUUGUUGGCUAUCAAUAUAGCUGGUCAAACUUAUCUCUGGGAAGUGUUGCAUCAUUUAGCUACGCAGAGGAGUCUGUACGGCCAGAUGUUGGAUAUUCUUAUGAAGGCGGUGCAAACGUUUGGCAUAAACGACUUUCAUCCAAAAUCAUAUGGCUUGCUCAUAUGUUUAAGUGAAUCUGGUCUGAUGCAAGCGAUGUUAUUGAACCACGAUUUAACUAGGUCCCAUAUGUUAUUCAUACGCAAUAGCCUGCGGGACUCGCAAAUUUUUGUGCUUCAGAGAUUAGUAACACUGUACGAUCCAACGAAUCCAGUAUUACGAGCUAUGCUAAUGAAGUGUAAGGAACGCCAUAAAGUGACAUCUCAUAGUCGACGAUCUAGUCAGUGUGAUCCUAUAGACGUUACGGAUAUUAUUGAUCAGUCGAAUACGCUUAUAGAGGAGAUAAUAGAAACGUUUAUAUUAGUCCUAUUGACACUUAUUCAUAAGAAACGGGUAUUAAAUCCGAGCUGCAAACCUAUCUUUCUGUAUGAUAAGCAAUUACCAGAAAUAAGCAAGGGACACUUGGAGAUGACUCCGCAUGUUAACUUUAAAAAGAGAGUACUGAGCACUGGAUUUUCUCACGUUGCUCUCAUUAGGAACGCUAAUGUCUACACUUGGGGUAGUUCGGUGCAAGGUUGCUUAGGUAUUGGCCCGUGCGUGCUGCGGUACGGCGCACCUCACGCUUUGUGCUUUUUCCGGAGCAUGGAAAUACAAGUGUUUAGUGUAUCGUGCGGACACUGUCACACUUUAGCGGUCACCAACAAUGGGAUAUACUCUUGGGGGGCCAGUCAGUUCGGGCAGUUGGGUCUCGGCAAGGUGUUGCAGUGUUCGAGUCCAGAAUUGGUCACUUCACUGGCACAAGAGAUAAUCGUCGACGCUGUGGCCGGGCAGUAUCAUUCGAUAGCACUGACUGCGGAUGGUAGAGUGUUCACGUGGGGCUGGGGCGUCCACGGCCAAUUGGGCCAUGGUAGUACCGACGAGAAAAGUAUACCGACUUUGGUCACGUCUCUGCUCGGCGUCGUGGUUUGUCACAUCAGCGCCGGUUAUGCACACACCUUGGCAUUGUCCGUGGACGGCGUGGUGUACGCUUUCGGAUGUAACGUACUGGGCCAAUUAGGAAUAGGUAGUAACAACAAAAGCUCGAUCCCGAUGAAGGUAUCGUUGCCGGAAGGAAUCAGGCUCAUCAGUACCGGAUACUUUCACAAUCUAGUUGUCAGUAAUACGAACAAGUUGUACACAUGGGGUGCAAGUCCCCAAGCUCUCAGAUUACAAGCGCAAGCGCAAAAGAAGAGUCGCAUACUGGAGCAACAAGACGCUGGUGAGAAAAGGAACAAGGCUUCGGACCACUCGGAGAAAAUGCCAAACAGCAGCCUGAAUCUAGAUGAAGAGGUGAAGGAGUUCCUGGAAGAUGACGUACAAACCAAGCCGGCACAAACAGAAGCGAUUACUUCCGACGCAGAGAUACGAAGGAAAUUGUCCGAAAACGCAAAUUUGAGGAAUCUAAACAUCGGUUUCAUCGAAGAGGAUCAAACACACCUAACGCCAUCCGUAGUGGAUACAAGCCUGGUGAAGGGUCAAAUUGCUCAGAUAUCAGCUGGCUGUCAUCACAACGCACUGAUAACUAAAGAUGGCUUUUUGUAUACAUGGGGCCGUAAUUUUGACGGCCAAAUAGGUAACGGUAUGAGACGGGACGUGUCAAUUCCGACGCCUUUGUAUUAUAAUUCAGCCUGUAUCUUUGCACAAAUACCUCCUAGGCACAAUGAUUUUAAGAGAGUGCAAAAUCGGCAGGACUUGGACAAUAGUGCUAAGUCGAACGAUUCGUCAAAUAAUGGGAACGUGUCUGAGACGAAUGGCAAUGUCUCUGACGCGUCCAAGUCGACAAAUACGGAACACGCUGCUCCGAAUAGAGAGAGAAUCAAUCCCGUCAUUAACACCGUUGCGAUCGCCUGCGGAUACGAUUAUACGGUCGCGAUACAACCAGGAGGUACGGUGCUAGCUUGGGGUAACAACAGCAGAGCGCAAUUGGGCCGUAUCCCUGCGAGAGAGACUCGCGAAACCGACGAGAAGCUCGUGCUGCUGAAAUCGUCGAAGCGAGUGGUGCGACUUCCCCAUACGAUGCACGUGGUUCUGGACGUUCCCAGUCAAGUACCCGGCAUCUCGACCCCAGUGAUAUCCUACCAAACCCACGAUACGUCUCCUCUCGCCGGAUUCGUUUGUCCUUUGAGCGUGAUCGAGAAAACGCCGGGGGAACUGACGCUCCAUUAUGUUCUCGAACAGUUCUACGGCUUGUAUUGCUCCACCAGUGUCAUGGAAAAGUGCAUCGAGUUGGAGAAUUAUCAAGCUUGUUCUAAAAUAGCUGCGUUAGACGGCAAUAUCCUGCCCGCAUUUAAUUACCAAUUGAAAAUGUUGCAUAAAUUGAGUCUUCAGUCGUCCGCGAAUUAUUUAACGAUGGAAACGCAACAACACGAGACAACGACGACGGAGCCCGCAGGCAGGAUCACGGGACGAAACGCGGACGCAACGAGGGAUUCCGUGUCGUCCCGCAACAUCAAGAAGAAUACUGAAUUGUUCAACAAACAAGCGGAGAAGAAUCUCAUGGAAUCCUUGGAGGAUAGCAUGGCGAAAAGCUGGGCGAAGAUUCCCACGAGCAGGUCGUUGAAUAAUCUGCAGACGCUCGCGCAAGAGUUGUACACUUUCGACUGUCAAGGGGGCUUAGAGGAAUUGUGCAGAAAUCAGAGAAACGAGGACCCGUCGGCGAUCGUAAACGCGGAUUAUUCUGACGUCGAAUCAAACGUGAACGAAAACGAGCAGCAAGAGUGGAUCGAGAAUUUUAUAUUUAACGAGAACGAUCUGCUGCCGCAGUGUAAGAACGAUGCACACAGCUCAGCGCAAAGUCUAACUCGCACGGACACGAUGUCAAGUGUGAAUAACAAUCAACCAUCAGGUCAGCGCGACAAUGCGUAUAAAGAGAGGACCGUGCUUUCUGACAGAGCGUCGUCGCGUUCGCAGAGGAAUUACGUCAUCAAUGAGACUAUCAAGGCGCUCAAGUUUUACCUGAGCAACAUCGGCAGUGAAGCGAAUACUACCAAGUGCGAGUUGCUGCAGAGCGCCAUUGAUUUCUGGGUCGAGCACAAUUUACCGAUGCAGAGUUUGGAGAACAUUUUCCUCGAACACUUACAUAUUAUUUAUUACCCGCUUGGAUUGCUACUGUUUUGUCAAAAUGCGAUAGGAAGAUACCUGGACGCAAAUAAGUACAGCAACAUGGAGGACAAGAGUUUCUGCGUGGUCGAUUUGUUUUCAGUGAAGUUCUGCCUUCAAGUACUGUCCUUGUUGUUACAGCAUAUAGAUCAAGACGAGAUCAUGCCCGAAUACAUCAAAAUUUUCUCCUGUCUAAUGGCCGACAAUUAUGGCGCACCUUUGAACGGAUAUCCGGGGGCGAGCGGAAAUAAUAGCCCGGAGCAGAUGAUGGAGGGGAUUAUCAAUACGAUAUUUUCUGAAAUGGAGGAUUCUAGAUUGUUCGCGCAUAUUAAGGACUCGGAUGCUGUGCAUCGUUUGCUCAUGACAGAGGAGGAUAGUAUGAUAUUCACUUGUGGACAUCACUUCCCGAUGUCUGUUUACAACACAGAGAUAAUCUCGACAAUGGAGACCGAACUGCUGACGUCCCCGUCGUUGGUUCUUCCAUGUACGUCGCAAUACUUAGGGAAUAUGUAUUCUCGCACUUCCACACCGGAGAUUCUGUGCCCGUUGUGCAUAGUCAGGGCAUUGAGAGCAACGGUGAAGAAGAAUUAGAGCAGUGAAAGUAUUCGAAGUAUUACAGCCGCGUAUCUCUAUCAGUAAGAGAGAGAGAGAGAGAGAGAGUUUCCUUGGAUAAAAUUAUAUAUAUAUAUAUAUAUAUAUAUAAUUAUAUAUAUAUAUAAAUAUAUAUAUAUAUAUACCAAAGAUGACCAAUGCACUUCUAAAUAGUUUCAUAAUUAUAUCGAUAUUUAUUCGACACGUUGACUGCCACGUUGAUUCUCAUUGAUUAUCCCAAAGCUUAAGCCCGUUGCAUUGGUGUUUUUAUUCGAUGAACUCGUAGGAUGUAGACAUCUAAGUUCACAUUCGAAGAAAACGAAAGUACAUCACAAUUCUAUUUACAUUUAGGACUUUAGCCGGAUGGCUACUUUGUGAGAUCAAGAUAACGUUUUAUCCCUUGAGUUUUUAUAUCUCAAGUAAUGCACAAUGGACUGUUUUGUGUCUGUCUUGAAUUAAAAAGUUGUUCUGUUUGUGAUUGAUGACAAAUUGCUCUAUAUAAUAAAGAAAAUAAUAACUUAGACAAAGCUUUAGGAGUAGACGUAGGAUGUAGAACAUUGUUUUAAACGUUACAAGUCAACCAUUCUCCUAAGCAUUUUGCUAAGACUCUUGCUCUACACGAUCUCGCACAAUUUCUUUUUUCUUGAUGAUUUCGCUAUUGCAAAAUAACAAGAUUAAUGCCUUUUUCCAUCCAUCGUCGAUUAAACCUUAACUUCAAGUUCUUCGAAUCUUUGUCCGAUAAAAGCUUAAACUUGAAUUCAAGUUUAAUCGACGUUGAUAGAAACGAGCACAAGUCAAGUUUGUGAUUAAUAACGCGCAUGUUUGGCUCGCAGAAACGCAACCGUCUAGGAGACACAUUAUUGCAACGCAAUAGGUCAACACAUUCGUCGAUGUAGCAUAUAAAGCGCAAUGACUAUAUCAGUGGUCGCGAACGCAUUGACUAAAAUUUAAGCAAUCAUAAAUGCGGUGAAAAAUGCAAUUUACAGUGCAUAUAUUCGUUAGCUCGUUUUAUUGGCUCUCUGUUGACUGUAUAUUUAAUUUGUCGUAUGUAAGAAAGUUACAUCUAAUAUAUAAGUUAAUGAGACGCGGCAAUGUAGUGCCGAUCGUGUCGGUGACCUCCAUGACAGUCACAUGUUAACGAUGUUAAAAAAAAUUUUAAAGAUAUAGGAAAAUUAUUAGACAAAUAUCUCACUGUGCUAGAGAAUAGUAGUUACCUUAUUUGACACUGUAACACACUGUGAUUGACAUUGUCUCUUCCUCGAGCAUGAACUUACCCUUAAGGAAAAUGAUGAGGGAUGUCAUAGAAAUAGAUUCAGAGUUUGUAUGAAUUUCAUUGCAUAGAAUGUAUUAAUUAAAUCAGACAAAUUUGCGCUAGUACAGAAAGAAUAUUUGUUUUUUUAGGGAGAAAAAGAGAGAGAGAGAGAAAAAAAGAAUGAGCGAAUGAACAAAUUGCGUUAUUUAUUAUACGUUCAAACUGAAUUUUCUCUUAAACGUUUGACAAAAUAACAAUGAGAUACAUGUAUACAUAUAUAUAUUCUCAUAUAUAUUUGUCUAAACUUUAUGGUGGUAGAAAUAGAAUCGUAUAUUCUCUACCGUUUCACGAUACAAUUUAAAGUAUUAGUUGAGGAAUGAAUUUUCUUUAUUGACGUGGACACUUACGUGUAUUAGUGCUGUAAAAAAGAAUAGAUUAUUUUUCGAACGUAUAAAAUAUGAAGUAUAAUAUUUAUGAAUCAGAUCUCUCUGUGAUACUCUCACGAUUAUAUUGAUUUGUUCUUCAUCUGUAAUUCAAUUCAACUUUUGCAACGAGAGAAUGUUCGUUCUAUACUUUUAGGCAAUUCUUUGUAAAUGCGAUUUUCGUAGCCAAUCACGUUGAUAGCUAAAUAUGCUUAGUAAAAAUGAGUAAUAAAAGUAUAUUGUUAUUUAUUUUAUGGUGUGUAUAAGAUUGUAUUAUUCAGGAAUACAUUAGAGUGUAUCCUUAUAUCAAACAUUUAUAGUUAAAUAAAAAAAAACUAAAUUGAAUAUGAACAAGAUAAAUUAUCAUGGAAAUUACA